Molecule: messenger RNA, 3232 nt
Organism: Vidua chalybeata
Lineage: Eukaryota; Metazoa; Chordata; Aves; Passeriformes; Viduidae
Gene: DYNC2I1
Product: dynein 2 intermediate chain 1
Exons: 24
Coding region: 80-3163 (1027 amino acids)
Biological process (GO): intraciliary transport
Cellular component (GO): cytoplasmic dynein complex
Molecular function (GO): dynein light chain binding; dynein heavy chain binding
Source: RefSeq, a predicted model, not a curated record
GCCGGCCCUGGUUGCCGGGGCGGGCCCGCACGCAGCGCCCGAUCCCGGCCCGCGGCGGCGGACGCGGCCUCCCGGCCCCAUGGAGGGGGACAAGAAAAGAACCAAAGAAGAUACUUGGAAAGCAGAAGAACUUAGGAAACAUCUAAAGGCAUCACUACCAGAUAGUCAAAAUGAAGACCGAAAACACAGAGAAAAGAAACUGCGGAGGGAGAGGACUGUUCAUGACAUAGACCCUAACAGACAUGAACGCAGAGACAGAGAGAAGAGCAAGGAAAGAACAAGAGAGAGAGAGAGGUUGAAAUCCAGUGAAAGGGACAGGGAUAAAAGGAGAGAGAGAGAAAGGGAAAAAGAACACCAGAGAGAAGACCGAGAGAGACACAAAGAUAAGGUUCAAGAGUCAUAUUUGGAGGAGAGACACAGCAUAUUAAAGCAUAAAGACAGGGAGACUGAUAGAGAACGAGACAAAAAGCACAAGACAUAUGAGAUAAAGCAAAUAGAUCCACAGAAUUAUCUGAAAUCAUUUGAAGGAAGAGAUACAGAACAUCACAGAAGAAGAGAAAUCAGGCAUCGUUUGGAGGAGGAGAAAGCAAGAACUGAAGAGCAAGAAAGAAGACAUAAAGCACAGAAGGAUAAUGAUUUAAGAAAGAAAAUUGAAAAAUUUUUAGCCUACAAAGUUGAAGAAGGUGAACGUGUGCAGAGGUUAGAGAAACAUCAAGAGUUGGAUAAAGAGAGAGAAAGAAAACACAGAGAAAAAAAAGAACAUUCUGUUGGGACAGAAAAAGAGAGACUUCCUAAAGAGAAAAGUCAUAAACAUUAUGGAAAGGAAGAGGAAGAAAAACAUAAAUCAAAGAGAUCUAAAGAAAAAUCUUUCCAUGGAGACAGAGAAGAGCCAGCAGCAGAAGCUGAUGAGAGAGUAAAAAGUAGAGAAAAGGAAAGAAACAAAUAUGAUACAAGGAACAGUGAAUACAAAAAGGAGGAGAGGAUUCAAGAAGAAAUGAGCCAUCAGCUUGUAAGGACUGUAAAAGAUAAAGGAAAACUUGUUGAAACAGAGAACAUGGACAAAAGACAAGAGGAAAUGAAAGAUACACACAUCUCGAAUCCAGACACAGGACUUGAGGAUUUUUCUCUGAAUUAUGAAGAUGACUUUGAAGUCUAUGAAGAUGAUUUUGAAGAUGAUGAAGAUAAAAGUGGUGAAGUAGGAGAUGCAGAAGAAAACCCAAGAGAUGUUCAAUUUUCCAGAACAUCAGAAAUUGAAGAAAUUCAAAGAGCAAUUACUGCAGAAAAUGAUAGAAUUUUUACUCCAUUGCCAAAGAAACUGGAAAAUGAAAAAAAGGAAUCAGUCAUAGAAAGGCAAAAUUCUUCUGUCAGAAGCUCUUUUUGUGGAAUAUUCAUGGAUUUCCAAAUGGCAAACCAAAGACAAAGCAGCCGAAGUAUGGCCAGUAAGCAGAAAAAACGGAGUUCAGAACUUCUCCCACUAAUUGACCUGGAUUUCUCAGUUAGUUUUUCAUUACUGGAUUUGCCCCCUGUCAAUGAGUACGACAUGUACAUCAGGAAUUUUGGUAAAAUGAACACUAAGCAGGCAUAUGUUCAGUGUAAUGAGGACAAUCUUGAUAGAGACAUUCAGACUGAGGAAAUUGAGACACUGGAGAAAUGGACUCAGCAUCCAGGAGAAAGUGCUCUUGUAUCUGGAGGUCCCAUAAACAGCCAGGAUACAUCAGUGAAUGGAGCACCAACACCUAAAAUUGAUUCACAACGAUUAGCAAAUUUUCUCCGGUCUGCAUGCCAGGUGAUUGCUGUUUUGCUAGAGGAAGAUCAAGUUGCAACACAACCCAGGAAACUAAGAUCUCGACAAACCAGUCUGUCUAUUAGUGAUAGCUGUUUCCAGUUAAAUACUAACCAGCCAUUCCUCCAUGGCCGAAAAAUACCCUGCUUGUAUGUCUCCCAGGUUCAGAGGCAGACACUACUUUCUGCUCAUGGAUUACCUGAAAAGGCAGAUGUGGGUUUGCUGAGCAGAAAGAGCCUUAUAUGUGUUUGGAAUAUCUGGCAGCCCUCCAGUCCUCAGAAAGUUUUAAUAUGUGAUUCAGAGGUGAUAUGUUGCUGCUUUAGUCCCAGUAAAGCAACGUUAGUUUUUGCUGGAACAGUAGAUGGUUCAUUGUUAGUGUGGGAUCUUCGAGAAGACUCAAGAAUGCACCCUUGUAUGAUGAUCACUGAAACUGAGUGGACAUUUAGAGUUCCCACAUUUUCCACGGAUGGCAUUCUAAACUCAGUAAACCACGCCUCUCCUAUACUGGCAGUGGAACCUGUCUCAACUUCUCUCAACAGUGACCACAGUUAUGGGCUCUCAAGCCUGUCUUAUCAGGAGGAAAUGUCAGGCCCUCCAUUUCAGAUAGCUUCAAUGGAUGAAAAUGGAAUCCUCAAUAUGUGGGUAGUUGUUGAAUUGCAAAAAGCGGAUCUAGCUGGUUCACAAACUGACUUAGGCUUAGUUCCUGGAGGGAAAGUGAAGUUAGUACAUAGCUCUACUAUGGAAUUGAGUAACAGCCUUUUCCCAAAGGAUAUUAGCCAGAGAAUGCCACAGACACUGACUAUUAAAUUUCUGUCUUCUAAUCCCAAUCACUUCAUUGUUGGAACAAACAUUGGUCUGGUAGGCCAUGGUACAAGACAUCAUUUAAAAGUUGUUCCAAAGCUAUUCAGGCCCCAGGAGAGCAGGCUGAGAUCCAUAAGCAUCACUGCAAUUGACUUCUUCCCUUUUGGAAAGCCACUAUUUUUGGUUGGCUGUUCAGAUGGAAGUAUUAGAUUACACCAGAUGACAUCAGAGUGUCCCCUCAUGCAGUGGAAUGACAGCACAAAGGGCCAGCCAAUUAUUGCCCUGCAGUGGGCUUUGACAAGACCUGCUGUGUUCUUUGCCCUGGAUGCAUCAUCCAAUAUUUACAUUUGGGAUCUUCUGGAAAAUGAUUUGUUGCCUGUGGCCAAGCAGACUAUCCCAUCAGAGAGGGUUGUAACUAUGACUCUGCUGGGAGAGCCAGAAAAAGCAAAUGGAUUGUUAGGCAUUGUGCUGGCCAAGGAAUCUGGGCAGAUAGACAUUCAGUAUGUAAAGAAGAAGUGGGCAUUACCUCAGCCUGAGGAAUCUGACAAACUGUAUUCUAUUUUAUUGCAGUCUUUUUAGAAACAAUUGUACAAUUGGUUGCAAAAUGUGUAGUUUAUUUUUUACUUCAAUUAAAAAAUUUUAAUGUAA